AUGAAUACCCAAUUGGAGAAAAGAUUAUUAAUAAUCACCGACGAGUAUACGCUCGAUCAACCGCAAUCAAUUAAAUGGCGAGUAUUUCAUUGUACUCAUUAUAUGCUCGGUGGUCUUUUGUUUAUUACCGGUUCUUGUAUAUAUUUUCCAUUGAUAAUUAAUCAAAAUUUUAAUUCACCUAACGGUGGUGGAUGGUUAUUUACAAUUGGAUCAUUUUUCUUUUUGCUAGCUGAUAUACAAGAAUGGUAUUCUUAUCGUAUUGGCUAUUAUUUUAAAAAAUAUCGUACAGUCUAUGAGACUAUUGAUGAUGAUUUGAUUCAUUAUUCAAAUAAUACACCUAGAGGAAAAUAUGAACAAGCAAUAACUGAAUUAAAUCUUUUUAUGUCAGUUUGCGGUAGUGCUUUGUAUCUAACUGGUUCAAUAUUUUUUCUACAAAUGUUUGCCAAAUAUCUAAUAAUAGGAGAAUGGUUAUUUAUUAUUGGAUCUGCAGUUAUUUAUAUAUCACAAUGUUGGAAACUAUGGCGUUCUGGAUGUACAAAUGUUCAUAAUCGUCAGGAUCAAACAUUUUCCAUCUACAAUUUACUAAAUAAUAUACCAACUUUCGGUGUUGAUUUCUUUGCUGCAAUCGGUGGUAUUUUUUAUUUUAUGGGCACAGUAUUAUACUUACCAACAUUCAAUAAAUCGGACUGGGAUGAACCGAGAGUAUCGAGGUUGUUUGUUGCCGGUGGUAUAUGUUUUACAAUUAGUGGAUUAUGUUUAAUAUAUCGAUAUUAUUCGACAAGACAAUUAUAG
This is a messenger RNA of Didymodactylos carnosus, 792 nucleotides long. Lineage: Eukaryota; Metazoa; Rotifera; Eurotatoria; Philodinida; Philodinidae. The record is from the annotation of a GenBank genome assembly.